This is a messenger RNA of Daphnia carinata, 2512 nucleotides long. RefSeq names its product glycerophosphocholine phosphodiesterase GPCPD1-like. The coding region runs from base 301 to 2274 and encodes 657 amino acids. NCBI's taxonomy places the organism in Eukaryota, Metazoa, Arthropoda, Branchiopoda, Diplostraca, Daphniidae. The record is from RefSeq and is a predicted model, not a curated record. Gene Ontology annotation, biological process: glycerophospholipid catabolic process. The transcript has 12 exons. Gene Ontology annotation, molecular function: starch binding; glycerophosphocholine phosphodiesterase activity.
AAAACAUGUCUUAAAGAGGUAUUCAAAAUUGCUACAAUGAAUUUAUCGAUUUAACGACUAUCGAGUUGGUUUCAUUCGUAUUUUCGAUCUUUACAAUUGUGAUUAGUAGAAAAAAAGCCCAGCAGAGGUAGGCAUAACCUAAUUCCCAAUUGGCUCAAGUCAGGCGGUCUGAAUAGUCACGACUGUUGUGAGUUCAAUAUCCGAAGUCUACCUCGGGCAUAAAAAACGAAAUGUCCGCAUAAAGUUUUGUUGGAAUAUAACUUGAGGUUAGGAUCGCGUUUAGUGAAGUAUAGCUCUUAAAUGAAAAUGUUUGGAAGAGAGUGGAAUUUCCGUGUGACUUUGAGGACUACACCAGGUGAAUGUGUUGGGGUUGUUGGAAACUGCCAUCAGUUGGGAAACUGGAACCACCAAAAUGGAAUCCUCCUGACCAAAAGUAUAGUUAAUUCAUCAGAUGGGAAUGAAAUUUGGCAGGGGACUGUUCAGCUACCGGUGGAUCAAGAAGUUUACUUCCGCUAUUUCACUUGCAUCGUCUUGGAUCACAUAGCUGAAAAUGAUGAAGGAAACAAAAGAGAUUUAAUUGUGAGGAGAUGGGAGACCAACAUCUCACCAAGACUAAUAAAGAUUAACAGCUCUCAAAAUGACCUAAUUCACAUUGACCUCUUUGGGACUUACAACGGAGAAACACGGGUCGAUCGAGGCUGGCUUACGAAAGAAACCGUGGUCCAACUGAAAUUGUACAACGAUCCUAUUCGCAUGUGGAAGAAAUCUCUUCAUGGAAAGGCUUUUCGCGUGAAAGUAACACCUGUCGAGGUUGAUGUCUCGUGCAGCAAUACUGUUCGGGAUGGUGGAAUUGAUGAAAGCUGGGAUGUGCAAGACGUACGCAAUGCGGUUAAAUCUUGGCCUUUAAUUGAAGUGGCGGCAAUGAAUAAUGCUGAUUGCGAGUUCAAGCCUCAGCAGCAGUUUGGCCAAUUAAUGGAUCGCGGAUCUUAUCUAAUUUUUCAAGCUCAGGUUACCAAACCCGAAUCGGUGACAUUUUUGGUGGACUUCUACGCCCAUAAUACAUCCGGAGGGGAUCCACCCGAGCAUGUUGGAUUUUGCUACGUCCUACAGAACAACAUGACGCAAAGUGAAGGCUGUGCCACUGUGCCCAUUACCAGUCCCAAGCACUUGGCUAUCGGCCAACUAAAAGUGGAUUACUUGAUCGUGCGGCCUAUGAACGGAUUCGAGUGCGACAUGUCCAUAUCUUUUGCUCGCCAUUGGAAGCAUACUUGGCGCGGUUUAGAAGUGGGCCACCGUGGUGCCGGCAGUUCUUUUAAAGAAGCACUGAAGAGUUGUUCGUCCAUUCGGGAGAAUACUAUAGCGUCCUUAGCCCAUGCUGCCAAACAUGGAGCCGACAUGAUUGAAUUUGAUGUCCAACUGUCCAAGGAUAUGAUACCGGUUAUUUACCACGAUUUUUACGUCUACACUGCAAUGAUGAAGAAACUCGGGAAAGAUGAAGGCACUAAUGGCAACACUGAAGGGCAUGUUGAUAUGCUUCAUUUGCCUAUCAAAGAGCUGACCCUAGCCCAGUUGCAAAAACUCAAAAUUUACCAUGUCAAAGAGAACACUCGCGUGCCUAAACUCAAUGAUGACGAUUUUGAUGAUCACCAGCCAUUCCCCACGUUACAACGUGCCUUGGAACACUUGGAUCCGCAUUGCGGCUUCAACAUUGAAAUUAAAUGGACUAUGCAACUUAAGGAUGGAUCGUUCGAACUCAACAACCCAUUUGAACUCAACCUCUACCUGGACACUAUCCUGAAGCCAGUGUUGCAGUAUGGCGGAACACGAAAGAUUAUCUUUUCAUGCUUCCAUCCUGACAUUUGCACCAUGUUACGUAUGAAGCAGAACAAAUACCCAGUCAUGUUUCUAACUCAGGGAAUCACAGCAAAGUUCGCCGACUACCACGACCCCCGCACUCACAAUAUCCCCACAGGAGUUCACUUCGUUUCAGCGAUUGGCAUAUUGGGUUUGUGUGUGCAUUCGGAAGAUAUUCUGCGCGAUCCCACUCAGGUGGCUUUAGUACAAAGCCGAGGCCUCAUCCUCUUCUGCUGGGGAGAGGAUAAUAAUGACCAAGCAACCAUCCGAUACUUGAAGAACUUGGGCCUUAACGGCAUCAUUUACGACAAGAUCGACGUGCAUAGCGCCAAGGAGACAAAAGAGUCCAUUUUUCUAGUGGAAGCCAGACAGGAACAGAAAGAACUACUGAAAAUUGCUUCGUCGACUUCCAGUUCCUAGUUAAUUCAGCUCCUUUUUACAUGAUUUAGUUUAUGUCUUCGUUUGGCUUGCGUUUUUCGAUUACUUAUUUCAAUUUAAAAAAAAAAUUCUUUCCCCAAAAGAAAUUCUAGUGCAUCCCGGGUGCAAGAAAAACGUAAGAAAAUUAUUGCGUCCCGGUUUUUGUUUUGAAAGUUAAAUAAUACAAAAAAAAAAGAUAAAAAAAUGGUUUCAAUUUUCGUGGCGUGGCAACAUCAAAAUA